AGGUAAAACAUACAUUCUAAAAAAAAAAAAAAAGGUAUUUCAUGUUUAGAAAUUAUGAAUUCCUUACUUUCAUUUAAAUUUCAUAUUCUUUUCCUCUAUCCAAACACACGGCAGGGUUUUAAUUAUCUAAAAGCAACUCGAUCACACAUCACCACAUUCGAUAACUUGCUUUCCCUGCCUCAAAUCUUAUAACUACGUUAACAAUAAUAAUCUUGUUUGUUCUCUACAAACGGUUUUGAUUGGGUGAUUAUAUCCGGUUGAAUCACGAAGGUGAAGAGAACAAAAGCCAAAAAAAAAAAGGGAGUAGCAUAUUUUGAUACUCAUGGCGGAUCAGCUAAUGGAUCUCCCACAUACCACAGGAGCAAGUUUUGCAAAGACUUGCUUCAAUGGGUUCAAUGCCCUAUCAGGAAUUGGAUUGCUUACCACCCCUUAUGCACUUUCAAAAUCUGGAUGGUUAAGUCUUGGUCUUCUUCUAGUUAUGGCAAUAACAACUUGCUACACUGGAAUCUUGCUCACCAAAUGCUUGAACACGAACAGAUCAAUGAAGACAUAUUCCGACGUGGCUUUCCGGGCAUUUGGGCGAAAGGGCAGAAUAUUCGUUUCCAUUUUCUUAUACCUAGAGGUUUACCUAGUCCCAACAGGAUUGCUGAUAAUGGAGGCUGAUAAUUUAGUUAAGUUAUUCCCACACCUUGGAGUCAAGGGAGUCAAUUUCGGUGGACUUCACGUGGCAGGAAAACCAUUUUUCACAAUGCUUGUGGGUCUGAUAAUAUUACCUUCGAUGUGGUUAAAGGACCUGAGAUUGCUUUCCUACAUCUCUUUAUGUGGGAUACUUUCAACCAUUGUUAUCAUCAGCGCCAUUGUUUGGGUUGGUAUUGAUGAAGUAGGGUUCUCCGCAGCAGGAGAGAUAUUCGAUUGGAAAGGACUUCCUACUGCUCUUAGUUUGUAUGCAUUUUGUUAUGGAGCUCAUCCAGUCUUUCCAGUCCUAUAUUCUUCAAUGAAACAAAAAAAUCACUUCUUCAAGGUUUUGCUCAUCACUUUUUUCCUAUGCACUGUAAACUACAUGCUGGUGGCGAUUCUUGGCUAUUUGAUGUUUGGCAAGAAUGUCCAAUCUCAAUUGACACUGAACAUGUCUACAAAACUCGGCUCAAAAAUAGUCAUAUACACCAGUUUAGCUGCUCCGAUGGUUAAGUAUGCACUGAUAAUCUCACCUAUAGCAGAUGCCAUUGAGAUGAAUUUACCGAGUAAAUGGAAAAGCAAGCUGGUUUGGAUACUCGUAAGGACAUUGUUAUUGGUUAGCACAGUUGUAGUGGCUUUAGUUUUUCCCUAUUUUGAGUCACUAACGGGACUUGUUGGAGCAAUUCUUUGCGUAACGAUUUCCAUCUUGCUUCCAUGUAUUUGCUACUUGAAGAUAUUUAGUCUAUACCAGAAGUUUGAUGUGGAAGUUUUGAUUGUUGGAAGCAUUAUGGUUAUGGCUGUAGCUGUUGGUGUGAUGGGCACAUAUGCAUCUGUUAAAACGAGAGAGUGAUGUUUUUCUACCAAAUGUUCUGGAUGUAGACCUGUUCGGUAUAAUGUUUUUCUCCAUCCGUGGACGUAUGAGGAUGACUGUUCUGUCGAAGUCUAAGUUCAUGAAGUUGUACUUGCACAUUGGAUGGCCGAUUUAAAGUUACAAAAGUUCUGAAUUUCUUUCUCUGAUAGAAUAGUCUAAUAAGUAUUCUGAAGUGUUUGCAUUUCAAAACCAAGAAUUCUAUUCCAGCAGAUAUCAGAUAGGACCUUUAAAUAACCUACAUUUUGUAGUUUCCCAAGAACGCAGACAUAUAAGGAGCAGAGAGUAAGAAGGAAUGUGACGAGUUGACGAUUGUCAGUAAUUACAGAGGAGAAUAAUUACCUAUCUGCAAAAGACCAGUACUUUGAAAAAUGGUUUUGAUCGAGUUUGAUUUUAUUUCC
This is a messenger RNA of Rosa chinensis, 1944 nucleotides long. RefSeq names its product amino acid transporter AVT1I. Lineage: Eukaryota; Viridiplantae; Streptophyta; Magnoliopsida; Rosales; Rosaceae. The record is from RefSeq and is a predicted model, not a curated record. The transcript is spliced from 5 exons. Bases 323 to 1525 code for a protein of 400 amino acids. Gene Ontology annotation, biological process: amino acid transmembrane transport. Gene Ontology annotation, cellular component: vacuolar membrane. Gene Ontology annotation, molecular function: amino acid transmembrane transporter activity.